AUGGCCCCCCAAGAGCCUGUUUCAUCGCAUAACCCGGCUGACCCCGCCCUUGUUUUGGCCCAAGAACAAGCCUUGGUAUUUCCCAGCUUUACGACAACCACGGCAUGGACACUUGGGGUGGCGCUACGAUCCCACAUACUGGCUUUGCCCGCCCACAAGAGACGACCAGCCGUGAUCUCCAUCUGCCUGUCUGGCUCAUCAGCUCCGCAGUUAGUUUUCCACUGUGCUACAGAGCCGGGAACCCGAGUAGACCAUGUUCUUUGGCUUAAGCGCAAGACGAAGACAGUCCUCCGCUGGCAGGUGUCUACCUGGUACCUCCACUGCCGGUUGAAGCCAACUCGUGCAAAUGAGUCCGUGUGUGUCGGGCCUUCAGUUAUGGAGGGAAUAGAGGUGUUGGCUGAGCAGUUUGCUCUGUCACCGGUGGAACGAUACGAAUAUGCCUUGCAGGCGGGUGGGUUUCCGAUUCGCGUGGAGGGAGUCGAAGGGGUCGUGGGGGUAAUUGCUGUGAGUGGGCUGCAGGAGGAGGCUGCCGACCACGAGGUCAUUGUUGCUGCUAUACGGGAAUUCCUAGAUGGAAAGAAAGAAGACAGUGGUGCGAAUGCUUCCUAA
Molecule: messenger RNA, 609 nt
Organism: Aspergillus welwitschiae
Lineage: Eukaryota; Fungi; Ascomycota; Eurotiomycetes; Eurotiales; Aspergillaceae
Exons: 2
Coding region: 1-609 (202 amino acids)
Biological process (GO): post-translational protein targeting to endoplasmic reticulum membrane
Cellular component (GO): TRC complex
Source: RefSeq, a predicted model, not a curated record